CACGCACUCACCGUAUCUGAUCCACAAGAACGCACCACAAAUUCCAUAAAAGAUCAUAGAUCAUAGAUAUACAUGAGCUGCUAGUCUCUAGUGGUUCUCUAGAUCUCCAUCAGGUCCCGCAAGUCUCACGCGCGACGAACAUCUAACGGUCCAUCAAUCCCGCAAUCAGUAUCGCUCAAAGGACCCCUCUCAAAUCGAUCACAACGACAUCUCUUUCGAUCCAUCCGGGUUGGGAAAGCAGGCUGCCUGGAUCUCCAAGAAUGGUCAGGAGGAUUUGUCUAAUUCAUCUGCUUCUGGGCGUCGUAAUGGCAGCCAUCGGGGUCCAUGCUUAUAUACCAGCCGGACGAUGGGGUCAUACACUCACAUAUAUACCCUCCGCCACAAACCCUCUCCUCGUCCUACAAGGCGGCCGAUCAGACGAGACAGCCGGGUACACAUACUCCUCGGCGCCCUUGAUCCAGGAGACCCUCUUCCUCCCCCUUCGAGACAAUUUCGACCUCGCCUCACCUCCCUGGCAAUUAAGUGACAAGCAGGCAGAGACUGUCGCGUGGCAUACCGCUGGGUACUUAGAGAAUACUGAAGGCAAAGGGGAAGGGUACACGGUCUCCUUCGGGGGAGACGGUGGACCUACAUUACCCGUGCAGACGAACAACGAUUCUCUUCACCUCUACUCUCUUGGAGAGUCUCAGGAUGUUUUCGGUCUAAACGAAGUCGUGGCAGCGUCCUCGGAUCAGCUGAUGAGGAGGUGGUACGCCUCGAGCGGGUCUAUCGACAAGACCACGUGGCUGGUCUCAGGCGGGUUGAAGGGCGACGGAUCUGGUUUGGGAUUCCGGGACGUCUACCAGGUCACUCUCGAUAGCGGAAGUAGUGACGGUGCUGUGAUAUUCGAGCCUCAAGAGUCAUUGCCUAUCGACUUGGCCGGGCAUGCGACGUUGGUCACGCAAGAUGGGACGGUCUGGCUCUUCGGCGGAUAUAUACCUUCCACGGGGCAAUUCUUACCACUUGAUAAGGCCUACUCUCGAGCGUCAGGUACGACAGGGUGGACGGUGGUCGAUCUCAAAACAUCCCCAUCUUCGUCAUCAUCGGCAGGCCCGCCAUCAAGGCGCGGAUUCUCGCUCGUCCUCGUCUCUUCAACAAAAGCCAUCCUUUACGGCGGAUCUACCUCGGUCUCACCUUCGUCUGCGGAUAGCUCGUCAGUCUUGUCGGACUUGUGGGAACUCGAUCUGGAGCUCGGUCAAUGGACGCUCUUAGCUCCCGCAGGUCAACCGUCCAGCGCAGGUGCGAGGAAAAGGGCGGCUUCGGACGGACCAGGGGAGAGGUUCGAACAUGCUGCUGUGGGGGUGGAUGGGAAGAUGUUGGUGUUCGGCGGUACGUCACCUUCUCUCGUGCAGAUUGUGGUAUUGUAGCUGAUUUUGAUCGCUCCACACUUUGUGCCGGACGGGAUACUGAUGUUCCAGGUCGGACGAGCUCGGAGAUGGCUGAUCCGGGUCUAUACGUAUACGACGUCGCUUCAAAUUCCUGGGCUUCAGAAUUCCCUGGAGUUUCGGGUUCUGCGGCAGAUGACGUUCGUGGGAUCGGAUCGAGUCAUGGGUCUAGCGAAGAUGGCGACGAUAACACGUCAGGCUCGGGGAACGGGUCGUCGAGCGGGUCGUCCAUGAGCGAGGUUGUCGUGACAAAGACCGAUGCUGCGGGCGGAGUGGUCCUCUCGACCCGAACUGUGGUCGUUGGCGCACAGACAACUCGGGUCGUUAUUGUCACUUCGACUUCAAUGGAUGUGGUGGUUA
Filobasidium floriforme is the source of this 1784-nucleotide messenger RNA. RefSeq lists its product as uncharacterized. The coding region runs from base 261 to 1406 and encodes 381 amino acids. Lineage: Eukaryota; Fungi; Basidiomycota; Tremellomycetes; Filobasidiales; Filobasidiaceae. The transcript has 2 exons. Gene Ontology annotation, molecular function: protein binding. The record is from RefSeq and is a predicted model, not a curated record.